AUGACGUUAACAGAAAAUAUUAUGGAACUGUUGCUAACCUUUGAUAAAAAUUCAUCCCUAAUAGAAGAUAGAUUUACCAAAGAAUUGAAAUCUUUGAUUAAAUUAUCGAAUUCAGGGGGAUUAAAGGCCAAACAUUGGUCAAUAUAUGAGUUUAAUGAUGUAUUAGAUGAGCCAGCAUGUGUAUCAAAAUUUGAUAUUGAGGACAACGGAAAAAUUGUGCGUGCAAAUUAUUGUGGAGUAUGCGCAUCAGAAAAUUUCAGUUAUGAAGUUUUUGCAGCAGGAAACUCUAAUGUAUGGAUAGGUAUUGGUUCCGGUAGCCGUGUUCGUACGAAUUCUUCUAAUUUUUAUUGUCCGUCAUUUCACGAAGAUAGUAUGAGAAUUACUGUUUAUUUAGAUAUGAAUAAAAGAACUUAUACUUUUACGGUCAAUGGUACAAAAUAUCUGGAGGAAGAAUAA
Rhizophagus irregularis DAOM 181602=DAOM 197198 is the source of this 456-nucleotide messenger RNA. The record is from RefSeq and is a predicted model, not a curated record. NCBI's taxonomy places the organism in Eukaryota, Fungi, Glomeromycota, Glomeromycetes, Glomerales, Glomeraceae.